CGCGUAUAUCGUUGUUUUCAAACUCAAAAAUAUACCUACUUAAGACGGUCCCCACUUCCCCGCCACGUCUAAAAUAAACUUCGGCCAACGUCGGCCUGGCAUGAGCCUGCAAUAGCUCGAUGACUAAGGAGAGACCACGUUGUGGACCUGUGCCCAUACGACACCCACCCUAUCGUGUAGAGUCCACCGUACCUACUUUCUAACCAUGUCGACAACGGAAGAGCUCAAGCGUCUGCUGGAGCAGGCCAAAGCGCAGGCGGAGAAGGCAGAGUCGCGAAUUCAGCAUGCCGAAGCGCGAAUUCAGCAUGCCGAAGCGCGGGCGCAGAAGGCAGAGUCGCUCACCCGCAACACAACGAUCCAAGAAUAUCUACAAGCCUGCCAUGAACACGUCUUGUCUAAGAUUGUUCUUGAUACCCGUGGCUACGUCACCUCUAAAGUUCCCACCACCGAUCCCACCGGCAAGCACUGUCCGGAUCUCCUUACGCCUUGGAAGGAGUUCCGCGACACGCAAGCCGAUAUCAUCGAGAAGCUGCGUCUUAUCCUCCCCUCCGACGAGCGACUGUUCGAAAACAUCGCCUCUCUGAAGACCAUCGGCGAGAGAAUCAAUAAGCGACAUGUAAGAAACGAGCCUUCACUCGUCUUCAUCGAGAACAAUUGCGUCGAGGACCCUGUCCGCAUCAUCUUGGACCAACUCAAACGCUUCCAGCCAGGACAGCAUGGUCUUUCUGUAUAUGACGGGGUUAUCUUCGAGACGACUGCCAACAAUCUCCGCGACGAGACGGAUGGCAGAGACACGACGAAACGCGACGAGAAGCUCCGCACAGAUCAGAUCUGUGUGCUUCGAAAUACGGACGGCCAAAGUGAGAUUGCCUACGUCAUUGAAUACAAGGCGCCUCACAAGCUCCACACGUCACACCUUGACCUGGGUCUGCGUCCGAUGAGCAUUUUCGACCAAGUCGUCAACAAGCCUACCGUACCUACAGACGCGAUGCCCGAGAAUGACAGAAUGCAGCACUAUGCAGAGCUUCUCUCGACCGCGGCGGUGACGCAGACAUACCAUUAUAUGUUGGAGGCCGGACUAGAAUACGGCUACUUGGCGAAUGGCGACUCGUUCGUGUUUCUCAAGAUUGACUGGGACAACCCAAAGGAGUUGUUUUAUCAUCUGGCCUAUCCUGCAUAUGAGGUCGAAGCCAAUCACGAUCUCGUCUGGAGCAACGCUGUCUGCCAGGUACUUGCAUUUACUCUUCUCGCCCUCCAGACAACCCAGCACGACAACGAUGAGCGGAAUGCGGCGACAACAACCAGUAAGAAGUGGAGGGUUGAUUUCGAGGCCAUGGUUGACCGGAUUAUAAGGAUGGAGGAGGAAGAAGAGGCCAAGGCCCACGGGCCGAGUACGCCAACUAAUAAGAGACACCGGCGUGUGCCAAGCAGCCCUGACUGGAAACCGGGGCGGGGGAAGAAGGCUCGAACCAACCCAGAUGCCGACACCUGCCAAGGUCCAGGCCCCGUUCUUCGAUCCCACAGCAGACGCGAGGGCGGCGGCGAGGGAGGUUCCAGCGGCGGCGGCUCAAGUCAAGGCGGCGCCGGCGGUGCCUCCACGUCGUCACGGCCAGCGCCUGUCUCGGGAAGCGGCGGCUCAUCGUCUACAACAACCCCGAAAACGGGCAGCGGUGGUCGUACUCGAUCCGAGCAACAACCCCGGGCGUACUGUACCCCAUCCUGCCUCCUUUCCUUAGUGAAUGGCGGGCCGUUGGAUGACAAGUGUCCGAACGUAUCGUUCCACAAGAAGGGCGGAACGCAGGGACACCACCCCGUCUCACACGCGAGGUGGACGGAGCUCCUUCGCCAGCAGCUCUCCAAAACCUUGGUGAAGGGUGUUGUGGCUCUCAACCAGCAAGGUGGAUGCGGGGUCUUGUUUCAACUCACUCUACUGGAGUAUGGCUACACCUUCGUGGCCAAGGGCGUCACCGGGCGUCGUGUGCCUGACCUGCAGAAGGAAGAAACCGUCUACCGCAAGCUGCAGCCUCUGCAAGGCCGCUACAUCCCCGUGUGCCUGGGCUCCGUUAACCUCCGACUGCUGCAACAGACGCUGUUCUACGACAUCGACGUGCGCCUCAUUUACUUCCUCCUUUUGUCCUACGGAGGCGCAAAGCUCGCAAAGCCUGUCGACGACCCCAAGGCGCAGGCGCGCAUCGUCAACACCGUCACCGCUGCGGUUCGCGAAAUGCACAGCCUAGGCGUGGCCCAUGGAGACAUCCGAUUGCCGAACGUGCUGCAAGGUCCCGGUGAGCAGGUGACCAUUGUCGAUUUUGACCAAGCUUUGCUUUUCCCCACAGGCCGCGGUGCCAUGAGUGCGAUCUCGCAUAAUAAGCGGAGGCGGCUGAUGGAGACCGAUGAGACCCCGCUUUCCAAGUCGGCCGAGGUUUGGUUAUAUAAUGUCAAGACUGAGGACAUGUCGAAUGCGGAGUGCCUCUUUACGUUCGAUGCGGCUGCUGGGAGGAGAAUUUGACCACCGGCUAGACAAAGCUACUGCAGUCGGCGCCGGAAACAGGGAUCCAUCCAUACAAUCCACACAGCUGAUCCUACAGCAGCUAGAAGAUCGCCGACCUUGAACACCUGCCCCGGCCUCGCCUCCUUUACGUGGCAGUGACAGGUGUCCGAACCCGACAACGCCAGUGACCCUUGGUCAGAUGCAUCGUUCUGCCCGUACAAUUACACGCAUUGUAAAUGACGAGGCGGAAUUGGAUCUUGCCCCGCAGCGUAAAGUGACAAGCUUCAUGAAAGGCUCGUUGUCACUUGCGUCGGAGCUGACCCAAGUAAAGACGGGCCUCGCGUAAACUAAAUACGCAGAACUUGUUGUAUACUAACGCAGGGCUAAUAGGAACCUUCAGCUAUAGAAUGCAGGCGUCGUGAUAGUAUAGGAGGCGCGCGCAGGAUGGCUAGACAGCGCGUUGACGACGAGGUGCUAUGGCGGAACGUGUAGUGGAGGCCGCCCGU
This is a messenger RNA of Sodiomyces alkalinus F11, 2997 nucleotides long. RefSeq lists its product as hypothetical. Gene Ontology annotation, molecular function: protein kinase activity; ATP binding. The transcript is spliced from 2 exons. The record is from RefSeq and is a predicted model, not a curated record. Gene Ontology annotation, biological process: protein phosphorylation. Lineage: Eukaryota; Fungi; Ascomycota; Sordariomycetes; Glomerellales; Plectosphaerellaceae. The coding region runs from base 206 to 2509 and encodes 767 amino acids.